Molecule: messenger RNA, 4525 nt
Organism: Nerophis lumbriciformis (worm pipefish)
Lineage: Eukaryota; Metazoa; Chordata; Actinopteri; Syngnathiformes; Syngnathidae
Source: RefSeq, a predicted model, not a curated record
ACUCUUUGGCUCCUGCUCCCGUUGGCAAAUCUCGCGAUAGGAGCCCUUCGCGUCACUACGUAAUGUGCCGUGCUGCUUCUAGCGGCGCUGGUGACAGUGCUGAAAGCUGUUGGGUAUGAAGUGAAACGGAACUGAAUUUUUGUACCAUCCGCAACUGCUUCAACGUUCAGAUCACAAGAAAGAAGCCUGAAAAUCUCCAAAAAACAAAACAAGCAACGUCACAUACCGGAUCAUUUCAAGGGUUUGACCAGGGAAACAAGAAGUAAACCAAAAACCUUGUAUUGACCAAAGACAAACAUCAGGCCAGUCGACACAAGCAGAAGAGAAGCAAAUCCUAAGCCCAAGCAUACUUUGAGAAAACGACAACUGAUCUGAAACCAGAAGUUUGUGCCUACUCAACAGCUUUGACAAAGCACACGUCCCAACGCUGCUCCUAGCCCUCCUCAUCCUCCCCACACCACCAACUCACCAUUGGGGUGUGGAGUGAGCUGCUCCUUUAUUUUUUCCAUCAUAGCUCCCUACUAUUCCCGCCUCCUUCUCCCACUCUUUUCAUCAGUUUUUUUAAGCCCUGUUUUUCCACUGCAUAUUUUUGCGUUCCGUUUCUCCCUCCUUUUGCUUGAUGCAAGCAUCUAGAACCUGUGCCACAGGCCUGUAACUAGUGUGUGUGUAUGCGCAUAUGUGUGAAUGUGUGUGUGUGAAGUGAUCUGCAGGAAGCGCACAGUCCUCAAGAACCUGAGAAUUCCCUUUCAAGACAACAAAGACAUCCAGCGGUAGCGGUGUGUGUCAUUGGGUGGUCGCAUUAGCACUAACCAUUAACAGUCAAGCCAAAAAAAACAUCCCAAAAUCAAGAAGAGCAAUUUAAACGCACUAAUCAAAGUCAGUGUGGUUGGACUUUAUGGGAAAACAUGGGAAGUCCCUGGAAAGGCUUUGUUGAGUUUACCAUGCCGGCGUCGCCACCCACCGCGUUUGUUAGCGCUAACCUGAGCAGCAGCUCCCCUGUCGGACUCAGCCUGUCGCCGUAUGGCCGAUCUCAUAGCCAACGCCGGUCCACAAUGUCAAACAUGGAACGAGGCUCCUCCGAACCUCGCCCGUCGACCUCCAGCGCUCCUGUGUCUAUCCCCCGCUCCUCCUCGGUCUCUUGCCGCCCCCAGCCAGGAAGUAAAAAACACAAGCGGACUCCUUUGUACCAGAGAUCAAUGAGUUUUGACCCGGGCAUGCUCCACAACAACGGGCACAGCGCCUAUGCCAACGGCUCGGGGCCCGGCAUUAGAGAGACUGGCGUGAUCGAGAAGCUCCUGACCUCCUACGGUUUCAUCCAGUGCUCCGAGCGCCAGGCCCGCCUUUUCUUCCACUGCUCGCAGUACAGCAACAUGCAGGACCUCAAAAUCGGAGAUGAUGUUGAGUUUGAGGUGUCCUCUGACAGGCGCACUGGCAAGCCCAUAGCAGUCAAGCUGCUUAGAAUUAAGCCAGAGGUGCUGCCAGAGGAGCGCAUUUCAGGCCAGGUGGGGCCAGACCUGCACGCCUAUCCCUUUACUGUGCUGCAUGGUUAUAUUCAUCCAGUUGUUGCAUCAAUUCCUGGUAAUUUGGAUGGGAAGGCUGCACCCGGCCAGGUGCCCUCUGGAAGUGUUUGCUACGAAAGGAAUGGGGAAGUGUUCUACCUGACCUACACUGCAGACGACGUGGAGGGCAACAUCCACCUGGACACAGGUGACAAAGUGGUCUUUUAUAUGGAGACCAACAAGCACACUGGUGCGGUCAGUGCUCGCAACAUACAACUGGUGACCAAAAAGCAAAUGAGGUGCCAGGGUGUGGUGUGCGCGACCAAGGAGGCUUUUGGAUUCAUUGAGAGGGCUGAUGUGGUGAAGGAGAUCUUUUUUCACUACAGCGAGUUUAAGGGCGAUCUGGAGGCCCUGCAGGCGGGAGAUGACGUGGAGUUCACCAUCAGAGAUCGAAACGGCAAAGAGGUGGCGACAGAAGUGAGACUGCUCCCCCAAGGAACCGUCAUCUUUGAGGAUAUUAGCAUCGAGCAGUUUGAAGGCACCGUCGUCAAGGUCAUCCCCAAGGUCCCCACCAAAAACCAGAAUGACCCCCUUCCAGGUCGCAUCAGUGCCCGCAUUAGUUUCAAUGACAAAGAGCUGCCGUUUGGCGAGAAGGACACAAAUUCCAAGGUGACCCUUUUGGAGGGAGACCACGUCCAGUUCAACAUUUCCACUGACAGAAGAGAUAAGCUGGAAAGAGCCACCAACAUCGACAUCCUCCCGGACUCCUUCGGCAUCACUAAAGAGACUCGUGAAAUGGGUGUGAUUGCUGCGAUCCGUGACGGCUUCGGAUUCAUUAAAUGUGUGGAUCGGGACGCUCGGAUGUUCUUCCACUUCAGCGAGGUCCUGGAGGAGACUCCGCUGCACAUUUCUGACGAAGUGGAGUUCACCGUCGUGCCCGAUAUGCUGUCGGCGCAGAGGAACCACGCAGCGCGCAUCAAGAAGCUGCCCAAAGGCACGGUGUCGUUUCACACCCAGUCCGAGCAGCGCUUUAUGGGUGUGGUGCAGAGGGACAACGCGGCAGCCGGCGCCAAAAAUGCCAGUCCCAGCAAGAGCAAAGAGAAGGAAGCUGAGGAUGGAGUGAUCGCAUAUGAGGACUGUGGCGUGAAGCUCACAGUGCCAUACCACGUGAAGGACCUGGAGGGAGCUUAUCUCCCACAGGCUGGGGACAAGGUGGAGUUCUCUAUCAACGAAGUGAAAAGAAGCGGCCAGCAGAGUGCGGUCUCCAUCAGGGUCAUGAACCGCAACACCUCCAACGCCAAGCGGUUGCAGGGCUUCAUCGCCACACUCAAGGAUAACUUUGGCUUCAUUGAGACGGCCGAUCACGACCAGGAGAUCUUCUUUCACUACAGUGAAAUGAGCGGGGACCUGGAUAGUCUUGAGCUUGGCGACACAGUGGAGUACACGCUCUCAAAGGGAAAAGGAAAUAAAGUCAGUGCUGAAAGAGUGGACAAAGUGGCCCCAGUCAAUGGCAUUGGUGAAGAUGUUGGUACCACAGUGAUGACUGGCAAAGUCAUCCGUCCCAUACGCAGCGUGGACCCCUCUCAGACGGAGUACCAAGGGCUGAUAGAAGUUACAGAAGAAGGUGACGGUGAAGGCCAGACCUACCCCUUUGGAAUCAUGGGUAUGGCUAAUAAGGCCUACUGCCUGCAGAAAGGAGAACCGGUGAAGUUCCAGGUUUGCACAAUAUCCCAGACUGGACAGAAAAUGGCCUGCAAUGUGGUCCCGCAGCGGUGCGCCUUGGUGGAGAGUGUCAAAGACCAGUUCGGUUUCAUCACAUACGAAGUCGGCGAGAGCAAGAGGCUGUUCUUCCACGUCAAAGAAGUGCAAGACGGCCUAGAGCUCCAGACCGGAGACGAAGUGGAGUUCUCGGUGGUCUUCAAUCAACGCACGGGAAAAUGUAGUGCCUGUAACGUGCGCAGAGUCAGUGAGGGGCCCAAACCUGUGGUCACCCCGCGCCCGGACCGUCUGGUCAACAGAUUGAAGAGCAUCACUCUGGACGACGCCAGCGCCCCGCGUCUCGUCAUCGUUCGACAGCCCCGUGGUCCGGACAAUUCAAAGGGCUUCAAUGUGGAGCGCAAGACUCGCCAGCCUGGAGUCAUUGACUGAGUCAUGUGCUGGUAGGAGGGGGGGUGUAAAACAAAUGACCUCACCAAAUUGACCCAUAGAAAUCCUUCUGGCCAUCCUUGUCUCCAGUCUCCGUGUGUGCACGUGUGAAAUCUGACUGUGUCCCAACCUUUCCUUCUCUGCGUACUUUGGAAUUCUGCACCUGUAAAUGUCUGCCUGCAUGACUUUAGAAGCCAGGAUUUGUGUUGGUCUCCUUUGGACUGUAAGGUUUGUGACAAAUGGCAUCAAGCAAAGUUCCCUCCAUUUUUCUCAUACUUGCGACUGAGCAUUAUUUUUCUUUUUCCUCUUCUGCUCCUUUUUUGGAACAUGUUUUACCUAACGGCUUUCUGAAAGCAAGCAAGGCGUGUGUGUGUGUGUCUUUAAGAGAUUUAUUUUUACCAACAUGGAGCCUUAAAGAUACUUGUUCUUGGUAUAUACAAGCUCCACUGAAGCAAUUUCUCCCAGGUGCAGAAUUCCUUCUUUUCUACAUUUGUUGUUCUUUUUCAUUUAAAGUCAUUGAAUAACAAGGUGCCUAAAAACAACUGGUGAAAAAGAUCAAGAACAAUCUUAGAUGGCUUUGGUAUCUAAUAGAUGACAAUGAUAUGCACAUGUGUGCUUUUUCUUUUCCUUAGUACCAGUCAGACUUCAUAUAGCAAAACAAAUUUAACUUCAUGGGGGUGGGUGAGGAAAACAAGUAAGGGAUCGGAAAUAAAAAGAAUAUAAAGAAGAAUGAGGACAUUUAGACGGGAAAGAAAAAGAAUAUAAAGAAGAAUGAGGACAUUUGGACUGGAUGUCUCUGAUAGGAAGAACUCUCAGCCAUCACCACGUACAGACAUCAUGGUCUGGAAUGAAUAAACACAUUAAAAGUUUUAUGAAACUCC